Molecule: messenger RNA, 2238 nt
Organism: Wickerhamiella sorbophila
Lineage: Eukaryota; Fungi; Ascomycota; Dipodascomycetes; Dipodascales; Trichomonascaceae
Exons: 1
Coding region: 1-2238 (745 amino acids)
Source: RefSeq, a predicted model, not a curated record
AUGCAUCCAGUUGAGCUUCGUUCCAGAAGACAACAGGCUUUCGAGGCGGCUGCUCUAGACGUAUCAAAUUCAGAAUUCGAUAUGUACGGAAUGCCGGCGUCGACACGAAGCUCUAGUGCCCUGGGCAAACGCGGAUCGGAAGCUUCGUCUUCAACAGGGCUCUUUAGUCGCCUGCGAGGUAAAAACACAAACAGCAGCAUACCUCCUGAUUUCGACGACGGCACCGGGGACUAUGGCCAUGAUGGGAGAUAUACUGAUCCUGGUAAUUUCCCUGACAUCUCUAUAAAGGAUCUCAGCUCCAUCCGCGACCGCCAUCGAUACCCUACCUUUGAAGAUAACGCUUCACGCGUUUCUUUGGACUCACAAAGCGAUAUGGGAAGCGUGCACCAUGCCCCCCAGGACUCUACGCCAAUCAUUCCUACUUUCGGCUCGACCCCUUCCGGAUCAAAGUCAAAGCAUCAAAAUAUGCAAUACCGGCAAAAACUCAUCGAAAGCCGUCGACAAUUAUUAUCAAAUGAACUCUACGGUGGCAUGCCGCCACCCGUAGCGAAUAAAGGAGGUUCUCGGACACAAACCAUGACCUCCACGCGCUCAAACGGCGAGUCAGGUUAUCCAAGAACAAUGUCGUUAGGUGGUGUACCUAAUGGUCCUCCAAUGGGCCACCCCAUGGGCCACCCCAUGGGCCAUCCUAAUGGGCAUCCAAUGGCCCCUCCGAUGGGCCCGCCGAUGGGAGGUCCCAUGGGACAACGUCGAGGCUCGCAGAUAUCACAUGGCCCCCAAUCUCAAUACGGGCCGCCACAAGGUUACGGUCCUCCCCAAGGCUUUCCUCCGCGAUCAAUGUCAAGGAUGAGCUCACAGAAUGAUAUGCAUAGCCCGUUAUCGCGCGAAGUGAUACCUGACUCUGGCCCUUUCCAACGCCAAGUUGAAACGCUAGAAGCUGCCAACAAACAGCUCGAGGACGAGGUGAAGCUGCUAACCGCACAGCUCUCGAGCUAUAGCCAACAGCAGCAGCCAUCAUCAGAACGUUUGCAGCAGCUCGAAGCCACCAACCAAGAACUCGAAGAAGAGCUCCAAGCGAUGUCCUCCCAGUUGGCUACCUACAGUCAACAACCUCGAGCUGCACCGCAGCAUGUAGAGAAUCUCGAAAGUGCAAACCGUGAUCUUGAAGGUCAAGUCCAGAUGCUCACAGCACAACUUGCUGGUUACGGUCAGCAGUCUCAAGAGAGUGUUUUGCAGCUGGAAAAAGCAAAUCGUGAGCUUGAAGAGAAAGUCAGAGCCCUCAACGCUGAGCUUGCAGGACACGAGCAGCCUGCUGGGUCCUCAUCAGGUCGUGUUCAACAGCUUGAAGAAAUCAACAGUCAACUGGAAGACGAAAUCAAAGUGUUGACUGUUGAGCUCGCUGAGUCGGCUCGGCGCGAACUUGGCCUCGAGCCCCAAUCAGAACAGGCUGUCACUGCACAGGAGCUAGCGAAAUUGCAGGAUUUGUUGCUCAUAGAACGGUCUCGCAACAAUUCCUCCUCGCGUAACCGCUAUUCCACCUCAGAGGCUUUCUCGCAGCUCGAACACAAGCACGAAGAGGCAACUCAGCUCUUGCAGGUACGCUCACAAGAGCUUGAACAGCUCCGCGAACGUAGUAAGCAGCUGCUCUCAGACCUCGAGAUCGCAGACGAGAAGAACAACCAGCUCACCGGCCAGGUACGAGAACUGCAGGUCUCUAAAGAACAAGUGGAGCGGUCGAGGGCAAUCUCCAAUGAAAUGGACGAGAUGACCGCCGAGAAUGACCGGCUGAGAGAACUGCUCAACAAGCAUGCUAGCUCUGGGUCUGAAGAACGGCUCCGGUUGGCUGAUCAACAACGUGAGGCGCUUCAAGAGGCUUUACGCUCACUCCGGGAACGCAAAGACCAGGAAAUCAAUGUCCUCAACACGCGAAUUGGGAAACUGGAGGAGCGUCUCGGCCGCUUGGCGCCUGCUUCGACCCGGUCGUUCUCGUUGGAAGAAUACCACGCAUCUGCCGACUCGUCCUCGAUAUCACUGCCCAUGCAGCGUCGCCAGCUGAGCAUCAGCACUAAAUUCGCUAAUGACAGCGGCGACUUUGAAGUGCCUCGAGUUCGUGGUGAUAAUAUUCGCCCGGCUUCUCCUCUGCAUAUAAAUUUUGGCAUUGGCGAGCCCUACGCACCCCCAGCCCGUGCAGUUUCACGUACAUCGACGGUGCCGCUGGCAUUGGGUGGGAGUAGCUAA